Salpingoeca rosetta is the source of this 1474-nucleotide messenger RNA. RefSeq lists its product as uncharacterized. NCBI's taxonomy places the organism in Eukaryota, Choanoflagellata, Craspedida, Salpingoecidae. The transcript is spliced from 12 exons. The record is from RefSeq and is a predicted model, not a curated record. Bases 24 to 1220 code for a protein of 398 amino acids. Gene Ontology annotation, cellular component: lysosome. Gene Ontology annotation, molecular function: cysteine-type endopeptidase activity.
GGAUUUUCCUCUCAUUGUAAGGGAUGGGCCAUUUGUUGCUUCACCCUCAUUUUACAUCUGAUUUGGAGGAAGAGAGAAAGACAAACUUACGCCACACGAUGCGUGCUGUUGUCGUUGUUGCGGCUCUGGUCGCCCUUGUGGCCACCACUGUCUCUGCCAAGACCCUCUGGCACCAGCUCGAUGGCUACUCCUUUGAGCACUUCAAGGCCGAGUACGGCAAGCGCUACCUCUCUUCUGAGGAGCAUGACUUCCGCCGUCAAGUGUUUGAGCGCACCCUUGCAUCUGUCAAGGCCCACAACAGCGACCCCACCAAGACCUGGAAGCAGGGCAUCAACCACAUGUCCGACUGGACCGAUGGCGAGUUCAAGCGUCUCCUCGGCUAUGACAAGGGCAUCGGCUACAGCCUGCACCGCCCUACUCCCCCUGGCUUCAAGGCCAACGUUGAUGUGAACGGCCUCCCCGACUCUGUCGACUGGCGCACCAAGCACGUCGUCACCGCCGUCAAGGACCAGGGCCAGUGCGGCUCCUGCUGGUCGUUUGGUUCCGCGGAGACGCUCGAGAGCCACGUCGCCGUCCAGACCGGUACCCUCGAGGUUCUGUCCGAGCAGAACAUCCUCGACUGCACGCCCAACCCCGAGGAGUGCGGCGGCACUGGCGGCUGCCAGGGCGGCACCGCCGAGAUUGCAUACGAGCACAUGGCCAAGCACGGCGGUCUCCAGACCGAGUGGACCUACCCCUACCUGUCCUGGUACGGCGACAACUACAAGUGCCACUUCAAGGAGAAGAUGUCCGUUGUGAACGUGACCGGGUACGUCAAGCUUCCCUCCAACCAGUACGAGCCCCUCAUGGACGCCAUUGCCAACAAGGGCCCCAUCUCCAUCAGCGUCGAGGCCGUUGCCUGGAAGAACUACGAGAGCGGCAUCUUUGAUGGCUGCAACCAGACCAACCCGGACAUUGACCACGCCGUGCAGCUUGUUGGCUACGGUGACGACAACUCCCAGGGCUAUUGGCUCGUGCGUAACAGCUGGACCCCACACUGGGGUGAGAGCGGGUACAUCCGUAUCCGCAGGACCGCCAACGAGGGUGGUCGCUGUGGCAUGGACAUCACUCCCCAGGACGGCAGCGGCUGCAAGGGCGGCCCCGACAAAGUCAAGGUGUGCGGCACCUGCGGCAUCCUCUUCGACAACGUCUACCCGACCAUUGGCGUGCCGCCAUCCUGAAGCUGAAGGCGGCCAGCGGCAGGGGGGCGGGAAGAUGCGCUUUGCCUGCAGCAUGAGACAUGACGUGCCUUGAUGUGAUGAUGUGAGAUGUGGCUUGUCCGCUCUUGCCUUGUUGCUUCUCUUCGUUGACACGUUGUUGCCUCUCUUUGUUUUUCGUGCCUGUUUGGUGGGUUGCGUGUGUUUGUUGCUUGCUCACGCCCGCGUUGCGUUGCUUCGUGAGCGUUUUUUGCAACAUUAAAGUCGCAUCAAACCCG